Arachis ipaensis is the source of this 705-nucleotide messenger RNA. The record is from RefSeq and is a predicted model, not a curated record. NCBI's taxonomy places the organism in Eukaryota, Viridiplantae, Streptophyta, Magnoliopsida, Fabales, Fabaceae.
AUGACAAAUAAAUAUUACUUUGAAGCUGUAGACAGAAGCCUUCGUGAUAUUAUGAAAAGUGUCCGAGAAGAAUUGUCAGCAAAGCCUUUUGGAGGGAUAACUACUGUGUUAGGAGGUGAUUUCUGGAAAAUUUUGCCAGUUAUUCCCAAGGGUGAUAGACAAGACAUCAUUCAAGCAUGUAUUAAGACUUCUUAUCUUUGGCAAGUUUGUGAGGUUCAUUCACUACAACAAAAUAUGAGGUUAAAGGCAGAUAAUUUAGAUUCUGCAUCAAAAGAACAGAUGAGACACUUUGCGAAUUGGAUUCUUGACAUUGGAAAUGGAAAACAUUGCCCAGAUAGUGGUGUUCGCUCUAUUGUCGACAACAUAUAUCAAGAUUUGGAGGGUCAUGUUGGAGAAUCAAAUUUCUUAGUGCCUAGAGCAAUCUUAACUCCAACAAAUGAGACGGUUGAUCUAAUAAAUGACCAUAUAUUGGAAAGGAUACCAACUGAAGAAAGCAUCUAUUUCUCUUCUGAUUCAAUUUGUAAAGCGGAUUUUCAUGUUGAAGAUCAAGACCUACUUUAUCCAACAGAGUUUCUUAACACACUUAAAUUUCCAGGAUUUCCACCACACACACUAAGGUUGAAAAAAGGCGCUGCAAUAAGGCUUCUUAAAAAUCUAAACCAAGGCUCUGGAUUAUGCAAUGGCACGAGACUAAAAAUCACUUAG